This is a messenger RNA of Notolabrus celidotus (New Zealand spotty), 6011 nucleotides long. RefSeq names its product muscleblind-like protein 1. Gene Ontology annotation, molecular function: metal ion binding. Bases 1136 to 2275 code for a protein of 379 amino acids. The transcript has 10 exons. Lineage: Eukaryota; Metazoa; Chordata; Actinopteri; Labriformes; Labridae. The record is from RefSeq and is a predicted model, not a curated record.
ACGGAGCGCGUGUGAGCUCACCCUCCUCUCUCCAGACAGGAGGCGAGGACAUCCCCCCUCUAACACCGUGCCAACAGAGAGAGAGAGAGAGAGAGAGAGAGAGAGAGAGAGAGAGAGAGAGAGAGAGAGAGAGAGAGAACAGAGAGAGAGAGAGAGAGAGAGAGAGAAAGAGAGAGAGAGACUGAAACCCCAUAAUGCACUGCACGCUGCAGGGCUGAAGUCGUGCAGAUUCAUCAGUUCCUGUUCGGAGGGAUUGUGUGUGAGCCGCACACACACUCACACGCCGAGACCGAGUGCAGGAGAAACACACAAGACAAGCAGGCAGAGAGAUGUGCCUUCUUUCGUCGACCCCUUCGGCUGUUUGGCUCGACUGAAGCAGCCUCUGCCUCUGUGCCUGUCCAUGUCUGCCGGAGUUUCCAGCCACACCAGGAGCCGCAGGACUGCCAACACCACCCGCUGAGCCAGUCUGCACUACACUGACACCUCCCUGCUCCACUCCAUCUCCUGCUCCGUCUGCCAUCCAUGCCACUUAGCCCUCCUCUGUGGACGCCAACCACUCCUCCGUCCUCCCCAUCCUCCGGCUGAAGACACACAUCCUUUAUCACUUCCUCCUUGCGUAUCCCCUCCACCACAGCCUUCUCUUCCCUCUCUUUUUCUUCCCUUUUCUCCUUCCUUCUGCAUCUUUUCAUCAUGGGCCAGCUUGAUCGAUAAUGCGUUUUGCCAUUCGUCUCGUCUGACAGUUUAGCCGAGGAGUGAGGCGAUAGAGGGAACCAGUGUGUGAGUGUGUUUGACUGAAAAAAAGGAGAGAGAGGAAGAGAGAUUACAAAGCCAGACCUCUGUGGCCGUCACCAGCCUCGGCCCAGGGUGACAGGAGGUGAAGGAUUCCUAUCGCAGCCGCAAACAGACUCUUGGGAUGGGCCUCAGGUGGUAGGAGAGUCACAGGCCUCCUAGGCUUCACCUCACAAUCACACCCUGGGGGACGAAAACCUCUUGAACCAGACUUUUUUCCCAUGUCCUUUCUCUACUCUUCGUCCUCAUUUUUCCCAGUGUCAUUAGAAACACACAGACGCACACAUAAUUGUAUUUGCUGGAUAUCUACUCCUCCUCCUUAUCGACCCCUCCUGCCUGGUUCAAAAUGGCGGUGAAUGUGACACCGAUCCGGGACACAAAGUGGCUGACGCUGGAGGUUUGUCGGGAAUUCCAGAGAGGGACGUGUUCGCGGCCGGACAGCGAGUGCAAGUUCGCUCACCCUGCCAAGAGCUGUCAAGUGGAAAACGGCCGAGUCAUUGCCUGUUUUGACUCACUCAAGGGCCGCUGCUCCAGGGAGAACUGUAAGUACCUGCAUCCUCCUCCCCACCUAAAGACUCAGCUGGAGAUCAAUGGCAGGAACAAUCUCAUCCAGCAGAAAAACAUGGCCAUGCUGGCCCAGCAGAUGCAGCUAGCAAACGCCAUGAUGCCCGGUACACAGCUGCAGCCAGUGCCCAUGUUUUCAGUCACACCCAGCCUUGCAACCAAUGUUAACGCUGCUGCUGUGGCAGCUGCUGCGUUUAACCCUUACCUUGGCCCUGUGUCGCCCGGCCUGAUGCCUGCUGACAUCCUGCCCAGCGCCCCUGUACUGGUCACCAGCAACCCCAAUGUCCCCGUACCGGCUGCUGCUGCUGCCGCUGCACAGAAACUCAUGAGGACAGACAGACUGGAGGUAUGUCGGGAGUACCAGCGGGGGAACUGCACGCGCGGGGAGAACGACUGCCGCUUUGCCCACCCCUCAGACAGCACGAUGAUUGACACCAACGACAACACAGUCACCGUGUGUAUGGACUACAUAAAGGGCCGCUGCUCGAGGGAGAAGUGCAAGUACUUUCACCCUCCAGCUCACCUGCAGGCCAAGAUCAAAGCCACCCAACACCAAGUCAACCAGGCUGCUGCUGCUGCAGCCAUGGGGCUCCCUCCCGUCUUGCCUCCUUUACCAAAGAGACCUGCACUUGAAAAAGCCAACGGUGCCACCACUAUGUUCAAUGCUGGUGUAUUCCAGUACCAACAGGCCCUGGCCAACAUGCAGUUUCAGCAGCAGGCGGCCUUCAUACCAUCAGGCUCGAUUUUGUGCAUGACACCUGCAACAAGUAUUGUACCCAUGAUGCACGGUGCUAAUCCAGCCACUGUGUCUGCAGCCACCACAUCUGCCACAAGUGUUCCCUUUGCAACCGCAACAGCCAAUCAGAUUCCAAUAAUAUCUGCAGAACAUCUGACUAGUCACAAGUAUGUGACCCAGAUGUAGGAGUCUCCAUCAGAACAACGCAACUGGAGCGUGCUGACGUCGAGUCCAAGAUUAGCAGUCACCCUUCACGCCUUGAACAUCGAGGGCAUAAACGAAGAACCAGAUCUGAAGCGGUUUGGAAUAAAUCUGCAUGUUAACAUAGGAGGCACAGUUUGUUAAGAUUGUUUUCAUCAUGCACACUAUUACACAACAACUGAAAGGAACAUCAUUUGCAUCAAAGACUGCCUUUCGCUCUGCAGAGGCAACUUACCUUUAUUCACCGGACACACUUUGAAUGUCAACAUGAGGCAAAUGUGCUGAGCGGUCAUCAUUUAAAGCGACUGGAUUGGUGCGUCCAUCUACCGGGAAUCAUGACUUGAGUUUGUGUUUUGUUCAUAGGUUGUUGGUCUUUCACCUGAAUGUGUUCAGUUGUUUACACAGAGGUGCACCUUGAAUUUUGGUUGAGGAAGACGAAACGGAAAAUCUGACUGAAUCACAUAUGCAUGCACAAUUUUGUUUCUUAUUUGAUUUUAUUUAACCAGUAAUAAGGGAAAUUACAUACAGUGCACUCAGAGGCAAAAUAGCAACUGAAUGUCUGUGAGGUGUCUUUCAAACCUUUGUAGCCUAUCUUUCUAUCUCUUAAGCACAUGUCUUUAAUCUGUAGGCGUCCAUGUAAAGUGCCAUACAUCCUAAACUCAUGAAUGGUAUUUAAGCAGUGUUACAAAGUGUAAAAAUCAACAAUACCCUUUAAAACGUCUUAUUUUCUGUACUGGACAGCAUGAAAUGUCCAAUUUGGUGCCCUGUCAUUCCCAUAGCAAAAUAAUAGAUAAUCAUCCCACGAUUGUCUGAUUCCCUUCAAUCUUUUUCUGAAUGAAUACCUUUGUUUUUUUUGUCAGCUAUUUCUCCAUGAACCUUUAGAGUAUCGACUCUAAAAGUCAGAUUGUUGUAUGUGGGGUCUUGGCCUGAGCGAUAGACCAAAGACUCCCCCAAUGAAGAAGUUGUUCCAUUGAAUAGCUUUGAGACAACAGGGCUGUAUGUUGGUGUCCAAACUGCUGUGAGACAGAAGUCGAAAUCAAUGGCGCAACUGGUGUGAUUAGUUUUUCAUUUGUGUGGUUAUGCAUAUUUUAAGACUGAUGGUCAAAGUAGAUUGAGUGUUUGAGUGUAUAUAGUCUGACAUAUUUAAGAAUAUUUGUUAUUACCAGAGAACUGUUUCAAGAUAGUCAGCCAAAGUCUUUUUGUGUCACUGUUACUCGAUAUUGUGGGUAGACUACAGGGAGAAAAUGUUUAAAAUGUGCAGGCUGCAUUCGCCAGCCCAAAGAAAGUUCAUGUUUAAAGAGUAGAUCUCUAGAAGUCUUUGUUUUUUGUCGUGUUCUGGGUGUUCUUCAGGCAUAUUAAAGUUGGUGGAUAGUACAGGGAAAGUGGCGAGAAUAAAAACGAUUGUAUUACUCAUCCAAAGCCUUAGAAUGUACCAUCGGGUCAGCACAAUGCAACAUGCCAUUUUGAACCAUCCAGUUGCCUAAUCCACGCCAUAUUAACACACACACACACACACACACACACACAAACACAAACACACUUAUACACACAUCCAACACACACUCAACACACACAGAGCACUACGUAUUCGCCACUUUUUUGUCAGUGUUUUCUUAACUUUUAGAUUAGGAGGGUUUUUCUGUUUUUGUUUAGAGACAUUUUGAUAUUUAGUUCUGAUUUUUAGUUUGCAUAUUAUAUUUAUCUUUCUUACAAUGAAUAUAGGAUAAAAGUGUGUGUUUUUGUGUGUUCCUCAUGCACAGUUUCCUGAAAUUCCAUGUAAUGUUAAUUUGAGUAUGAUUAUGAUUGUAAACUCAAUAUUUUCUACGUUAUGCAUAUUGUUGAACUGUAUGCAUUUUGUUCAUUUCUCUAGUCUCUUUUGUGUUCUUUGAACAAAGAUGUUUUAUAUGAGUAUCUAACAGUGAUGAAAUAAUAGAACAGAGAGGCUAAGUUGUCACUGUGGCAACCGUCGCCGAAAACCGAGUAAUAUUUUAAUGAUUGUAAGGUUUGUAACUAGUCAAAUAAGAAAAAAGACUAUUAUAAAAAAUCUAGUUCUUAAAUGUUUAGAGUAAAGAUGUUAUUUUCUACUGUAUCCAUUUCAAAUAGUAACUAUUGUUUUAAUAUUUUUACUCUCCCUGGAAAUUGGGCCAUGUUGGAAAACAAGCUGCAUAUUUGAUCACUUUUUUCGGGGGCGUUGCUGGCAGGGUCAGGUGAACGUGGCGAGUAUGGAGCCGUGUGUGCACACCUGUUUCUUACUCAGCCAACUGCAAACACAAAAGGGUGGGGUGGGGGAAUCUGGAGGCGAUAAAAGGUGAUAAAGGUUGACUUUUUUGCACUUCUGUACAUAGUCAAAAAAGAGAGAAUCAUGUAUAUUGAGAUCUUAUUUUGAAUAAAAAAAUAACGUCUAUAAUGACAAGGAAUUUUGCUAGGAUAACAAAAAAAAAUCUUACGAAAGGCUGAACAAAAUUGCUUGCAUCAAAAAGGGCACUGAGUUCUCACUCUCCGACCCCUUUCCGAAAAGGCCAAGUGUUGCUCUUCUUUUUCGUCAGCAGCUUGUAGUUUGCCAGGUAACCUUCCGGAGGAGGCGUUCACUGACCUCCAGCGUGAGGGCCUGACUGGGUUUGUCUGGUCCCCUUACCUGCCUGUACCAACAGGUCUGUGUGUCAUGGCCACGCCCUUCCAGGCCCAACCAAUCACAACACGUCCUGUCUCUUUACUUUACUCCGAGAGGAAUGCAUGUUAAAGGAAAUACAUAUACCGUUUAAAAAAAGUCACCACAGUAAUACUGAAUAAGAAAACAUGUUACACAGAAAGAUGUAUUUACAGUAUACAAUAUUCUAUCAAUGUAAUGGAAUAAAAUAUAUAUAAAAAUAAAAAAUAGAAUAGUGGUUUAUUUAAAAAAAAAAGAUACCUGAAGAUAUACUCACUAAAGUUUUACCACUUGGGGAGUUAAAAUACAUGCAACACAAACACCAUAGCUAUAAGUAUGUUCUUUAUGUUUAUGUAAGCUGUGCUUUGUAGUAGAUGAAACUGACCACACAGGAAUGUAGUUCAACAUCAGGCCGAAAUUAAGAAUCGUUUCAGAUUAAAAUACUGUUGUGUGGUUUGGUCAUUAAGUCGUUAGUUUGAAAUAUCGUCCUGAUCAUCUUCGUCAUCUCUCAUCUCCUACAAACACGCAUGCUUACAGUUAUGAUAUAAUGUAAACUGAACCUUUUUUUUUUUCAUUUGUUGUUUGUUUUCUCUGCUUGUAGUGCUGAUAUGAUGUAUUCUGUCUUCUGCUGCAGUUUGUUUCUGCUUGUUUUACUGCUGCGGGCCCCGUGAAAGGAUGGGUCAUGUUUGCACGCCGGCCACCUGCUCUGAAAGGUACCUGCAGAGAGAAAAAAAAAACACUGAUUGUCACUGUCUAAAGCCAUAAAAUAUAAUCUCAUCAGAAAGAAGCGUGGUAGAAGGAACCGGAAAUGAACAGAGGUGGUUAUCUGUACCUUCUAAAACUGUGAGGAAUGUGUUUGCUCUGUUUGCUGGGGUUUUAUUAACGACAACAUCAUGUAUAAGUAGAAGUCAUGAAUGUGGCUAAUAGAACCUGAGGUAUGUCAGCCUACUUUGGUGGAUGUGUGUGGUAAAGAGAAAAGUACUUGACAUGUUUUUUUCAUGGGGCCUGCUUUGCUAUAUUUAAUUCUUGCUGUUAUGAAUAAAAAAUGUAAUAAAAAUUUACAAAUGAACUGAA